AUGCCAGAUUUGGAGAAGCUGGUGGUUGCGGAUGUGGUGAAUUGGAACACCUAUUUGCUGAUGGCGGUUUGUGGUCGAACGGAAGCGGAGGCCCGGCAGAAGUUGGGUGACGUCUUAGAUUUCGCCCUGAACACCGAGCUGAAGGCUGCGAACUUGAAGAAGGAGACGCUGCUGACAGGUAGCACAUUGGAGGUUUUUCAGAGCACGAUCUUGGGGAAGAUGGUCUCAUCGGCCCUGAAGCUUUGGAAUGAGAAGCUCCAGAGAUCUGUGAAGAUGGUGAGUGCAGAAGUGGUCUACGGAGAGGGUGACGAGAUGAUCUUCGGGGAGAGAAGGCCUCGAAUGGCCGUGGUGGUGCAACUCGCUGAGGAGCAUGCCGAGUUGAGAGCCAAGCAAAAAUUCGGUGCUGUGAAGGAAGUCGUGGAGAGCGAACGCGAUUCGCCAAUGCAGAACAUGGGAAAGUUCCUGGAAGGUGCGUGGGUGAGCCACGAACGAGUUCAGUUUCCUGGCACCAACAACGCACAACAAUAUUUUGCAGGUCUCUCGAGUGCCAUGACAUGUUUUAUGCACGAGUUGCAAGUGGAACGCGGUCUUUCCUGCUAUGCCGUGGCUGCAGACCCCACGGUUUUGGUGACAGCCGUGGAGCGUUUGCAGAACCAGCGCGCCCGCAGCGACAAGGCUGUACAACAACUCUCCGAGAUUUUGCGCCUUGCGCCGGCCCUCCAGGAGAAAGGCUACAUCCAAAGCAAGCACAAGGACAUGAAACCACUAAAGAUCUCCGUUGGCCUGGUGUUGCAGAGAGGCCGCGUGAAUGAUGCGAUGCGACACGUGACGCCCAGCUGGAUCAGCCGAUACGAGACCGUCUGUAUGGGAGACACAGGAUACCAUUCACUCAUCGAUCGCAUCAUGAAAACCAUCGUGCAAGCCCUGAGCUUCGCGGCAGAAGGCCUAGAAUCUCCAGAGGCCAAGCAAGUCCCGGACCGGUGUGCCUUCCUGCUGAAGUGCAAAGAAGCCGUUGGUCGAGAGCGAGGUCUGAUGGCGGCGAAGAGUCGUUCGAAGCUGGACGACGAGAGCAGAGCCAAGCAGCUCUUCAAGGAAACGACGGAAGGCGGAGCAGACGCCUUGAAGCAGAUAAUGGAGGAUAAACUCCUUGGACCCGCACCAGAAAGCCAGACUCUGUCAGAUGCGUUUGCAGAGGCGCGUUUGCUCUACACCAAUGACGCGAAGGUACCUUCAGACAGGGCAGUGGAAUUGUUUGAGAGGUUUACGCAGUGGAUUCAGCUUGCAUAUGGCCACAUUCAAACUGAGAUUGAGGCCUUGAGUGAGGACAUACCAGCUGAAAGCACGGCUCUAGCCCGUCCUGAAAUGCACUUGGGCGUGCAAUUCGAGGAGCAAGUGGAUGAUGGGCCGCUUGGGCUCCUGAUGGCAGACAUGACUGCCAAUGCCUUCAAAAACGUGGUGGUCAUGGCUGGGGCAGGCAUUUCGGUGUCUGCGAAUCUGCCAGAUUUCCGAUCCAAGGGCGGGCUCUACGACCAGUUGAGGCAGACCACCAACAUAACCACCCCAGAGACCAUCUUCACCAGGCAAUUUCUGAAAGAGCAACCGCUGCUCUUCUACAAGGUGAUGCAGCAACUCAGGGCGGAUCAUGUGUCCCCUACCCUUACGCAUGAGUUCCUGAAGAGGCUGCAGGACAAAGGGAUUCUGAGGAGAGUCUACACACAGAACAUUGACUGCUUGGAGCGCAAGGUUGGCAUUGAAGAGUCGUUGUUGGUGGAAUGCCAUGGGACCACACGACGAGCGAGGUGCGACGACUGUCGGACCUUCAUCUCUAAGGAAGAGUAUUUCGACCAAGCCGAUCCACCAAGGUGCAGGUGUGGCAGCGCGCUCCGUCCGGACAUCGUACUCUUUGGAGAGCCAUUGCCUGACAACUUUAGCCAACACAAGAGCGAUUUCCAAAACGCGGACCUGCUGAUCAUCAUGGGCACUUCUUUGAAAGUUCAUCCUUUCGCCUCCCUGCCCAAGCUCAUCAAGCCCACGUGCGCCUUGUUGGUCAUCAACCGAGAGUUCCCACAGAGCUUGCAGCUGCACCGCCAGGUCCGGACCUUGCGAUCGCGCCUGAGCGGCACCAAGCUGCGGAAGCACGUCUUCUUAGGUGGUGACUGCGACACGAGCGUCCGCUGGCUCAUGCAAGAGCAGGGUUGGGCACAACGACCAGUUCAAGUCUCCGUCUAA
Molecule: messenger RNA, 2229 nt
Organism: Symbiodinium sp. CCMP2456
Lineage: Eukaryota; Dinophyceae; Suessiales; Symbiodiniaceae
Source: the annotation of a GenBank genome assembly